Messenger RNA from Xenopus laevis (African clawed frog), 4489 nucleotides. It is a transcript of the gene pde4d.S, whose product is annotated as cAMP-specific 3',5'-cyclic phosphodiesterase 4D. The record is from RefSeq and is a predicted model, not a curated record. The transcript is spliced from 15 exons. The coding region runs from base 1012 to 3024 and encodes 670 amino acids. NCBI's taxonomy places the organism in Eukaryota, Metazoa, Chordata, Amphibia, Anura, Pipidae.
GAGAGUCCAGAGAGGAGCCGCUGGGAGAGAACCCAAGCAUUUGCUCAAGCCAAGGCUUUAUCUGGAUACACAUUUGUCUGCCUGUCAUUCUAGGCUGCAUCAUCUGAUCAACAGGGGGAAGACUCCCAAGUCUAAAGACUUGGAGACAUGGAGAUCUGAGCAUAAAUGGGAUUGUCACACUGCAAUAAUCUUAUUCUUAUCUUAUUUUUUUGCUGUGCAAAUUUACUCGGGAGACACUGCUAUGGCUGUCGUCUAUGUGUUCUGGCUGGCGCCCCACUAGUUUAGUCAUUUUAUUGCAGGGGAGUAGCCGGCCUUUUAUGAGGAACAGCGUCACUCAUGCCCUGGAACCUUACAGCACCUUGCAAUAUGAUGGCAGCUCACUACCAACCAGGAACCUCAAGGAAAGCAAAUAUGUUUCACCGUUGCACACCCAGCAGCUGAGGAAGAACAAACAAUGAGAUAAAUAAGAGGACUAAGGUCCAGAACCCCUCCAGCUAAUUAUAGCAAUAGUACAUCUUGGUACCAUUUAAGGAACGCACUGCCUAUGGGCACAGAAGGUUAUGUGUUUUGUGAUGAGGAGGACACCAAAUUCUGAGGGCACAAUGGCACCGCAGGUUCAAGUUGUGUAUUUUCCAGAGAACUCAUCCAUAGGCUGGAUAACCCCAACCACUAAUGUGACUAAAAAAUCGCCUUCUCCCCUCAUGGAGCUUUAAUAUCUUAGCUUUGCUAACUUUUUCCAGAUAUAUUUUUCCCCCUUCUGUCUUUUCUAUUUCUUUUUCUUCCGAUGCUUUUGCUCAUCUAAAUUUACCAGCAUCUUGGCAUAAAUGGAUGGACCCACGUCUGUGAAACACUGUGAUAAUGUGCCCGGCACCUCCUGGGCAUUGCUGGGCUCAUGGAACAUGUUAACUGCAACCGACCGUGACAUUGGCAGCUAUGCCGAGAGAUUUUGGAUUACCCCAAUUGUAAUGGAAAAAGAACAGCUGGGAAGUUAAUGUUGCCGACCCUGCGAAAAUGAUUCACGUCAAUAAUUUUCCAUUUCGGAGACAUUCUUGGAUAUGCUUCGAUGUGGACAAUGGCACCACAUCGGGACGGAGUCCCCUGGAUCCCAUGACAAGCCCGGGAUCAGGGCUGAUUCUUCAAGCCAACUUUGUCCACAGUCAGCGAAGGGAAUCCUUCUUGUACAGGUCAGACAGUGACUAUGAACUGUCUCCAAAGUCCAUGUCCAGGAACUCCUCCAUUGCUAGUGAUAUACAUGGAGAUGACUUGAUUGUAACACCAUUUGCUCAGGUACUGGCCAGUCUGCGCACUGUAAGGAAUAAUUUUGCUGUACUAACCAAUUUGCAAGAUCGGGCACCCAGCAAACGAUCCACAAUGUGUAACCAACCAUCCAUCAACAAAGCCACUAUACCAGAGGAGGCCUAUCAAAAACUGGCCGGAGAGACCCUGGAGGAGCUGGACUGGUGCUUGGACCAACUGGAGACUUUACAGACCAGGCACUCUGUCAGUGAGAUGGCUUCAAAUAAGUUCAAAAGAAUGCUCAAUCGGGAGCUAACCCACUUCUCUGAAAUGAGCCGAUCCGGCAAUCAAGUUUCAGAAUACAUCUCCAACACCUUUUUAGAUAAACAGCAUGAAGUGGAAAUGCCGACACAGGCCCAAAAGGAAAAGGAGAAGGAGAAGAAGAAGAGGCCCAUGUCUCAGAUCAGUGGGGUGAAGAAACUCAUGCACAGCUCUAGUUUAACAAAUUCAAAUAUUCCCAGGUUUGGCGUCAAGAGUGAAAACGAAGAAUGUCUAGGCAAGGAACUCGAAGAUGUGAACAAAUGGGGCCUUAAUAUUUUUAAAGUAGCAGAGUUUUCCGAAAACCGACCUCUCACGGUUGUCAUGCACACUAUUUUUCAGGAACGAGAGUUGUUGAAGACAUUUAAGAUUCCAGCAGACACCUUAAUAACAUAUUUAAUGACGUUAGAAGAUCAUUACCAUGCCGACGUGGCUUAUCAUAAUAACAUACACGCAGCAGAUGUCGCUCAGUCUACCCAUGUGCUUCUGUCAUCUCCAGCUUUGGAGGCGGUCUUCACGGACCUGGAAAUCCUUUCUGCAAUUUUCGCCAGUGCAAUACAUGAUGUGGAUCACCCCGGAGUCUCCAACCAGUUUCUCAUUAACACAAACUCUGAAUUAGCCUUGAUGUACAAUGACUCAUCCGUGCUGGAGAACCACCAUUUAGCUGUAGGAUUUAAGCUGCUGCAAGAGGAGAAUUGCGACAUUUUCCAGAACCUGACCAAAAAGCAGAGGCAAUUACUUAGGAAAAUGGUCAUUGAUAUAGUUUUAGCAACAGACAUGUCAAAACAUAUGAAUUUAUUGGCUGACUUGAAAACAAUGGUUGAAACAAAGAAAGUGACAAGCUCGGGAGUCCUACUUCUGGACAACUAUUCAGAUAGGAUUCAGGUACUGCAGAAUAUGGUCCACUGUGCAGACCUGAGCAAUCCCACAAAACCUCUGCCGCUUUAUCGACACUGGACAGAUAGGAUCAUGGAGGAGUUCUUCCGGCAAGGAGAUCGGGAGAGAGAAAGAGGCAUGGAGAUUAGUCCCAUGUGUGACAAGCACAAUGCAUCUGUUGAAAAAUCACAGGUGGGAUUCAUAGACUACAUUGUUCAUCCACUGUGGGAGACAUGGGCAGAUCUUGUUCAUCCUGAUGCCCAGGAUAUCUUAGACACACUAGAGGACAAUCGUGAAUGGUACCAGAGCACAAUUCCCCAGAGUCCGUCCCCUGCACCCGAUGAACAGGAAGAAGGCAAACAAGGGCAGACUGAAAAAUUCCAGUUUGAACUCACACUGGAAGAGGACGGGGAGUCCGAUACAGAGAAGGACAGUGGGAGUCAGGUGGAAGAAGACAACAGCUGCAGUGACUCAAAAACUCUUUGUACGCAGGACUCAGAAUCGACUGAAAUUCCACUGGACGAUCAGGUGGAGGAAGAGGAGAUCCAGCUAGAGCCUAGCUCCAUAGAGCAAGCGCACUCUCCUGACACGUAACAGCGUGAAAGCCUUUCCCUCUCUCCCUUAUUUCAUUUUUGUUUUUAGAAAAAUGGUUUCCAAAGUGCAUGAAACAUGCCACAAACCAUGGUCACGCCUCACUUUCAUCUGCUAGGAUGUUUGUUGAUCAUCAACUCAGUUUGGCACUCAGGAAUAUUACCAUUUCCAUGGCAUCGGAAUGUGAGCAGGAUAAAGUCCUUGGUUAUCUGUGGAGUGCACGUUGAAGGAACAGACAGAUUUCAGCAUGGAGGGUUCUGUGAAGAAGACAAUGACACCUUGAACCCUGCUAGCGGAUACUGAUUCCUGCUUGGAAGGGAUGAUAUAGCGGCGCAGCAGGAUGAUGAUGAGCUGUGGAGAUUUCAUCAUUUUCUAAUUUUAAGUCUUCCUGAUUAAAAAAAAAAAAAGGACUAAAAAGAAAAAAAGAUCUGAAUGUGCAGCAUUUUUUGCCGCACCGUCCUCCGCAUUUUGUAUCAUAUGUAAAACAGAGAUUUUUUUUUUUCAUUUUUUUUAAAGAGCUUACUUUUAACAGUAAAUAUUAUAUUGAGGUAUUAUAUUUAAAAAAGUACAUAUGGAAAUUUCAUCCACCACUGAUUCUUUUUUUUUUUCCCAAAGAGUAACUUGGCGAGUUUUCGUUAACAAAAUAUGUGCUACACUGGAUGACUUUAACUCCUGGUUAUGGAUUAUUUUGCACCUUAGAAUUUCACAGCAAUGAAACUGAACUGUAGAACUCCAUUGUUUUUUAUAUGCUUGCAUUCUUUUUUAUACACUGUCGCGCAGGAAACCCUUUCAGUACAACUUCGUUUUUACUCUUCGUUUUCAUGUUUUGAUUAGCACAGAACGAAUGCGUUGGGCACUUUCCCGUUCAGGUCACCCCUGUUUUUGUUUUUUUUGUCUUUGCUUCGUAGAAAUGGCGGCGCAAGGGGAUAACCUUCAGCGUAAAGCGCUGUUGUGCUUCAAUGGGCCCGUCGUGUACAUCUGUGCAUUGCAAUGUAACAAUUUGAAGAUCUGGGUUUCAGCCCAAGCUCUUUAAGAAUGCCUCAAGCUGUUUUUCUUUUUUGCUUUACACGUGUGUGUGCGAUUGAAAGUCAAGUAUCAACUCUGCAAAGUGCUCCAGGCACAUAAAGUCACAUUCUACAAAUGUAAAUGUUUAGUAGGCACUAUGAUUGCUAACAAAAUUACUGUACCUGAACAACUGGGUCUGGAGACGACACAGUGGGGUCUUUGUAUCAGAGAUUACUUUGUCCUCCAGGCUAAUUAAUAGCAUAUUCCUUAUGCUAUCCUGUGAUAGAAAACCAAGACCAUCUGCAACAGUGAUAACCAGUCUAUUGCCCUUGACCGGCAAAGGAUUAUUGGUUUGGGGAGGGGGGGAAUAAACUAGAGCAGGGGUAACCAACCUUUUUCACCCGUGAGCCACAUUCAAUUGUAAAAAGAAUUGGAGAGCAAAACAAGCAUGAAAAAUGUUCCU